Molecule: messenger RNA, 1785 nt
Organism: Laetiporus sulphureus 93-53
Lineage: Eukaryota; Fungi; Basidiomycota; Agaricomycetes; Polyporales; Laetiporaceae
Product: TPR-like protein
Exons: 2
Coding region: 1-1785 (594 amino acids)
Molecular function (GO): protein binding
Source: RefSeq, a predicted model, not a curated record
AUGCAGCAGAGAGCAGUGCAGCUGACACCUGAUGAUCAUGCAGCCAAGCAUAGCAGGCUCAGCAAUCUUGGAAACUCCUUCUGGAGUCGCUUUAGACAUCUUGGGCACCUUGCAGAUCUUGACCAGGCCAUUGCUAUGCAGCAAAAGGCAGUGCAGCUAACAUCAGAUGAUCAUCCAGACAAGGCUCUCAUACUCACAGAUCUUGGAAACUCCUUCACUAGUCGCUUUACACAUCUUGGUAACCUUGCAGAUGUUAACCAGGCCAUUGCUAUGCAACAAAGAGCAGUGCAGCUGACACCUGAUGAUCAUGCAGCCAAGCCUAGCAUGCUUAGCAAUCUUGGAACCUCCUUCAGUAGUCGCUUUAAUCAUCUUGGUAAUCUUGCAGAUAUUGAACAGGCCAUUGCUGUGCAGCAAAGAGCAGUGCAAUUGACACCAGAUGAUGAUGCAGGCAAGCCUAGCUGGCUCAGCAAUCUUGGAAGCUCCUUCUGCAUGCGCUUUGAACAUCUUGGUGACUUUGCAGAUGUUGAACAGGCCAUUGCUAUGCAGCAAAAAGCAGUGCAGCUAACACCAGAUAAUCACGCAGACAAGCUUGCCAUGCUCACCAAUCUUGGAGCCUCCUUUUUCAGAUGCUAUCAACAUCUUGGGAACCUUGCAGAUGUUGACCAGGUCAUUGUGAUGCAGCAGAAAGUAGUGCAGCUGACACCUGAUGAUCAUGCAGCCAAGCCUGGCAUGCUCAGCAAUCUUGGAAACUUCUUCUGGAGUCGCUUUAAACAUCUUGGUAACCUUGAAGAUGUUGAUCAGGCCAUUGCCAUGCAGCAAAAAGCAGUGCAGCUGACACCAGAUGAUUACGCAGAAAAGUCUCACUGGCUUAACAAUCUUGGAGCCUCCUUGUCCAGUCGCUUUGACUAUCUUGAUAACCUUGUAGAUGUUGAUCAGGCUAUCACUGUGAUGCAACAAGCAGUGCAGCUGACACCUGAUAGUUAUAAAAACAAGCCUAUUUUCCUUAGCAAUCUUGGAACCUUCCUCUUUCGUCGCUAUAAACAUCUUGGUAACCUUGCAGAUAUUGACCAGGCCAUUACUGUGGUGCAACAAGCAGUGCAGCUGACACCUGAUGAUCAUGCGGCCAAGCCUGGCAUGCUCAACACUCUUGGAGCCUCCUUCUUGAGACGCUUUCAACAUCUUCGUAACCUGACAGAUGUUGACCAGUCCAUUGUCAUGCUGCAGAGAGCAGUGCAGCUGAUACCUGAUGAUCAUGCAGCCAAGCCUGGCUUGUUCAGCAAUCUUGGAAACUCCUUUUCGGGGCGCUUUGAUCAUGUUGGUAAUCUUGCAGAUAUUAAUGAGGCUAUUGCCAUGCAGCAGAAAGCAGUGCAGCUGACACCUGAUAAUCAUUCAGACAAGCCUGACAUGCUUACCAAUCUUGGAAUCUCCUUUUUGAGCUGCUUUGAACAUCUUGGUAACCUUGCAAACCUUGACCAGGCCAUUGCUGUGCAGAAAAGGGCAGUGCAGCUGGCACCAGAUGAUCAUGCAGACAAGCGUAGCAAGCUCACCAAUCUUGGAAACUCCUUUUUCAGCCGCUUUAAACAUCUUGGUAACCUUGCAGAUCUUGAUCAGGCCAUUGAUGUGCAGCAAAAAGCAGUGCAGCUGACACCAGAUGAUCAUGCAGACAAGCCUAGCAAGCUCAAUAGCCUUGGAUGCUCCUUCCUCAGUCACUUUCAACAUCUUGUUAACCUGGCAGAUGUUGACCAGACAUGCCUAGCAAGCUCAAAAGCUUUGAACACUUCUUGA